AUGACCAAAGGAGGCAAGCUUACAAAAAUCAAGUCAGUCUUGAAAAAAAUGCAAUCUUUCAAACUUAGCCGUGUCAACAGCAACAACACCACCAUGGAAAUGGUAACCACAAAUCAUUCAUCCUAUGACAUUGAUUCAUAUAAUUCUUAUGACAACAAAGAACUACACCCUGUCUACGUUGGUAAAUCGCGUCGCCAAUACCUCGUUGGCUCCGAUGUUGUUGAUCAUCCUCUCUUUAGGGAACUUGUUGAAAGGACAGGUGAUUCAGAUGAUUAUAUUACUGUUGGUUGUGAAGUUGUUCUCUUUGAACAUUUGCUAUGGAUGCUUCAAAAUGUUGAUCCUCAACCUGAGUCGUUGAACGAGCUGGUCGAGUUUUAUUCUUGCUGA
Messenger RNA from Nicotiana tabacum (common tobacco), 387 nucleotides. Its product is annotated as auxin-responsive protein SAUR76-like. Gene Ontology annotation, biological process: response to auxin. NCBI's taxonomy places the organism in Eukaryota, Viridiplantae, Streptophyta, Magnoliopsida, Solanales, Solanaceae. The record is from RefSeq and is a predicted model, not a curated record.